Messenger RNA from Saprolegnia parasitica CBS 223.65, 2964 nucleotides. RefSeq lists its product as hypothetical. The coding region runs from base 37 to 2847 and encodes 936 amino acids. Lineage: Eukaryota; Oomycota; Saprolegniomycetes; Saprolegniales; Saprolegniaceae. The transcript has a single exon. The record is from RefSeq and is a predicted model, not a curated record.
UGGCGCCUUCCGACUCUAGAGCCUCUUGCAGCCAACAUGCGCCUCUCGCUCUCACUCGCCACGAUCGCCCUGGCACACUAUGUGUCGGCGGCGGCGUACGACCCAAGCCAACUUCGAGGCAUCUCGGACCCGGUGUUGAUCGCCAAGAUCGAAGGCUACAUGCCACCGAUCUGCUCCAAGCUGUACGGCGAUGAGAAGCACUGGUCGCCGUGGAGCAACUGCUCGGCCGAGUGCGGCCUCGGCGAGCAGGUUCGGUACCUCAACGGCAUUGGCCAGAAGAACGCCGUGACGAAUGGCUGCGAGAUUCAGCAGGACAAGCAGGCGUGCCACGGCACCUUGUGUCCCCAAGACUGCCUCUACUCGGACUUUACCGCGUGGUCGACGUGCGACGCCACGACGGGCACCCAAGUGCGGUCGCGCUCCGAGACGACGCUUGCACUCAACGGCGGCAAGGACUGCCCGACGCUCUGGGGCCCACCCACCGAAACGCGCGAUUGCAACAUCGACUGCGACGGCAGCUGGGAGGAGUGGACCGAGUGCAGCGGGACGUCGGCGACGCAGUCGCGGUCGUACUCUGUCUCGCAGUACCCGCGCAACAACGGCAAGUCGUGCCCGGCGCUCCAGACGCAGGACUGCAACCCGGCGUGCGGCAGCGUCGCGUGGGGACCGUACUCGACGUGCGACCCUGUCUCGGGCACGUACACCCGCACGCGCCAUGUGCCGGUCGACGCUAACUUUGUGCGUCUCACGGUGGCACUGCGCCAGAACCAGUGCGCGACCGUCGACACGCAGGCGUGCAACAUCGACUGCAAGCUCGGCGAAUGGACGCCGUCGGGCGCGUGCGACGCGAUGACGGGGACCCAAGCGUUCAAGCGCGAGGUGCUCCAAAAGGAAAUCAACUGCGGCAAGCCUUGCGACUCGGUCGCCCACAACACGGCCUUGACCAAGUCGGAGCCGUGCGCCGUCCACUGCCAAGUCAGUGCGUGGUCGGACUGGGUCUGCAACCCGUCGACGGGUGAGUCGACGCGCUCGCGCUCGAUCACGCAAAACCCCAAGAACGGCGGCUCCGACUGCGGCGAGCUUCAGCAGACGCGUGAUUGCCGCUGCACCGGCGACGUGUGCCCCGAGCCGUGCGAGACGGGUGACUGGACGCAAGGCAAGUGCUCGCCUGACUCGUGCACGCUGGUCAGCGAGACGACCAUGGUGUACCCGAUCCGCGACGCGGGCAAGGUCUGCAACCUCUACAAGACCGAGCCCUGCACGCUCGACGCCGUCAUGGGUCCGUGGGGCGACUGGGGUGCGUGCGACGCCACGGCCCACCAAACGCGCACCCGCGAAAUUGUGAACGCGGCGUGCAACGGUGGCCAAGCCGCGGGCCCAACGUCCGAGAAGCGCAGCUGCCAAGAGAUCUGCGACCAUGCCCACAACCCGUGGGGUGAGUGGUCGGUGUGCGACCAGACGACGGCAACGCAGACGCGCUCGCGUGCGAUCGUGAACCCGCCGACGGCAGACCAGGAGCCGUGCGCCACGAGUCAAGUGCGCGACUGCGCGGUGGACUGCGUCAUGGACAACUGGGGCGAGUGGAGCGAGUGCGACGAAUGCACGGGUCUCCAGGUCCACAACCGCAAGGUCCUGAUCCCGAUGCAAAACGGCGGCAACCAGUGCCCGCCGACGCAGGAAACCCAGACGUGUGCCGUCACGUGCAUGGCGAGCGAGUGGACACCGUGGAGCGCGCCGGACGACUCGUGCACGUGCAGCCGCACCCGGACGGAAAUCGCGCCGGCCAUCAACGGUGGCACCUGCCAGCUCACGGAUACCGACCCCACGUGCACGCAGAACUGCCAAGUCAGCGACUGGAGCGUCCCUGACGAGUGCAUUCUCAGCGGUGCCCACGCCGGCAAGCAGCGCUCGACCCGCUCCAUCACGACCAAGCACUGCAACGGCGGCGCCCAGUGCCCCGACGACCUCGAGCGCUACACCGACUGCAACGUCGACUGCGUCCUCAGCGACUGGUCCGAGUGGAGCUCGUGCGACUUGAAGACACAGCAGCAGACGCGCACGCGCUCGGUCUUGCAGCAAUCGUACAACGGCGGCGCUGCGUGCGGCACGCUCGUCGACUACCAGGGCUGUGGCUCGUGCGCCGACAUCGUCUCGGACUUUUCGUACUCGGAGUGUGAUGCGACGACGGGUCUCCGCACCGGCACGGCGACGUACUUGUACCCGCCCCAGAACGGCCUCGCGUGCAACCUCGUCGUGCAAGACACGUGCGCGGUCCAUUGUGUCCUCUCGGAAUGGAGCGCGGGUCAGUGCAACGUACAAGGUGAACUCGCGGGCAAGGUGGUUUCGACCCGCUCGAUCCUCACGCCGCCGCUCAACGGUGGCCGCAAGUGUGAGGACCUCACCAAGCACGACAAGUGCGUCGUCGACUGCAUGCCGGGCGACACGUGGGGCGCGUGGUCGGACUGCAGCGCGCAGGGCUUCUCGCGCCGCGUCAUCAACGUCCUAUACCCGGCGCAGAACGGCGGCCGCAACGACGAGUGCUUGGUCGAAGAGCAGAAGACGUGCGCUGUCGACUGCGCCAUCGACCCCGUCUCGGGCGAGAUCACGCAGCCGUCGCUCAACGGCGGUAUGACGUGCCACGAGUUUGCCAACGCCAACAACAUUCCCGGCAGCUACCCCGACUACUCGACCACAUCGAGCAUCUCGUUCAUGACCAUGCUCGCCAGCAACAAGUCGUACGCACUCGCGGCCGCGGCCUCGGGCGGUGUCGGCGUCAUGUUCCUCGUCGGGUUCUUCACGACGCGCCAGCGCCGCGGCUACAACUCCAUCUCUGGCCAGGCCUUGUAAGCGGCAGAUCCUGUCUCUCGCGCGCCGCUGUUCGUGCGCCAUGUUGUCCUUUCUUCCUUUCAUGAGUACUACGAGUAGUGAAUAACAUCGUCAAUACAGUCAUAUUCGCUCGAACCC